AUGGAAUGGCGUUUUGCUCUCGCUGGUAUCCUUAUUCAUGCUGUCCUGAUAUACUCGAUUUUCGAUAUCUACUACACGUCUCCCGUUAUUUCGAACGUCCCAGCACAUGAAAUCACAAAUCAAAAUCCUCCUGCAAAACGCCUAGUUGUUAUAUCGGCUGAUGGCUUACGACUUGACACAUUCUUCCAACACAGCGAAAGAUCACCCUUUUUGCAUUCGCUGAUCAGAGAGCGAAAGGGAGUGCACGGAACUUCCCGCAGUCAUGUACCGACUGAGUCUCGUCCAGGACAUGUAGCAAUCUUUGCUGGAUUCACUGAAGACGUCAGUGCAGUGGCACGAGGAUGGAAAUACAAUCCCGUCCAGUUUGACAGUAUUUUCAAUAGAUCUGGUGCAGCAUGGCUGUGGGGCAGUCCAGACAUUGUUUCUCUUUUUGACAAUAACCCUACUGCUCAUUUAUUUAUGUAUUCUGAAAAUGACGAGGAUUUUGGAUCAAAAGAGGCAUGCAAGCUUGACGAAUGGGUUUUCGAACAGGUUGAGGUUUUUUUUAAGAAAGCGAAAAAUAAUCCUACGCUGAUGUCAAGUUUAUUCUCGAACAGAAGUGUUUUCUUCUUGCAUCUAUUAGGAUUGGAUACGAAUGGGCACGGUAAUAAACCACAUUCUCAGGAGUAUCUUCAUAAUAUUGAAGUGGUUGACCGCGGCAUACAGCGAAUGCAACGGGUAUUUGAUAGCUUUUUCGACGAUCAGUCCACCGCGUGGGUUUUCACUUCUGAUCACGGAAUGACGGAUUGGGGAUCGCACGGUGCUGGAAGUGAUGAAGAGGUUCUAACUCCAUUUGUCGCAUGGGGAGCCGGAAUACGAAAAGGAGGCAGUUCUGUCACAAUCGACCAAAUUGACCUCACUCCGUUUUUCGCUUCUCUUAUUGGUUCUCCUAUACCUGUAAAUUCACUAGGUAUUCUACCAUUUCAACUUUUUGAUGUUUCGCCUUACUAUCUCUUCAAAAGCAGUUUUUCUAACUUUUUACAGCUCAAAGAACAGUUCAUGGUGCUUAGAGCUCAAAAGGCUAAACGUCUAUGGUUUAAAGAUUUUGAUCAGUUUGGAUUGCAUGCUUUAGAGUCUCUUGAGGAGGAGUUAGUCAAGCUGGGAAGACUACGACGUUUUUCUGUUGCGUCCUCAUUAUUUGUACAAAAUGCGCCGUAUAUUAAAAUGGCGAUAUUUUACUACCAUCGAUACGAUCGUUCAUUUCUUGGUGUGGGCGUGAGCCUCUGUUUCAUUUCAUGGAUUUGGCUGGUGUGGUGUUAUCUUACGAGCCAAUUGGACAGACUAUCAAAAGUAUUCAUCGGAAUAAUAGCUUGCAUGCUGGUAUUCUGCCUAUAUUGCCAACUACCUUUAACAAAUUGGAUAUAUUUGCUGCUGCCAAUAUUUUUGUCUUCAUUAAUUUCAAAUAUUCUGGAUCUUAAAACAAACAUCAGUCAGUUUACUCACCAAUGCCUGGUAAAUCAUGCAUCAGCGCCCUUGGCAUUCCUACUGAAUACCUUACUAGGGUUGAUUGGUGUGUCUCUUUUCCUAAACGUUAUUAUUUUUGUGGAUCGUAGAUUUCUUGCUGUGCUAUUUAUCACCCUCACCGUGGUUCCAAACAUAAGUAUUUUUCCACUUUCGUUUAGGUCGAAAAGUUGGUGUAUAUUGUGUUUGAUUCUUCUACCAUUCCCUUUUUUCCCGAAUGUGGGAAAAUUCGAAUUGCCGUGGCUUUGUGUUUCUGCACCAAUCAUUUUUGGAACACUGGUAUGGAAUUUAUCCCAGCAUCCACUCCUAAAGCAGAAGCGGGAUGGUUUUCGAAAAUUGUCUGGUUUAUUGUUUAUCACAACUGGCAUGGUAUUCUUAUCGACCUAUGUAUUUCAAAAGGUAUGCUCAUUCCUGAUAGUCCAUAUAUUUGCUGUGGUAUGUAAAAUGCUUACAGCCUCACUUUUUGUUCCGUACUCUCUACUGUCGAUCGCAUAUGAGUCAUUUUUUAUAUUAUGUCUUAUACCAUUACUACUAAUGUUUCUUCGAUUUGAAUUUCACGAAAUAUCAGACACGGAGUUUCUUGUUAUUGCAACUGAACUGAGGAUAGCAGCACUAUGUAUGUGUUUUGUGCUGGCAUCAUUGUUUGGGACCGGAAAUUUUGCCUCGAUGAACUCGUUCAAUCCGUCAUCGUUAAACAAAUUUAUCUCUGUCUUCAGUCCCUUUACAAUGGCAACGUUGUUAUUGUUCAAGCUGUUUAUACCCUUAUUAAUGGUGUCGUUAUUGCUUUCUGCGGUUUUACGGUUCAAUCGAAAGGCUAUUCAACGACUUUCGUGUAUAGUACUUAUACUGACUGACCUUAUGGCUAUGUGUUUCUUUCACCAACUCAAAGACGAAGGUAGUUGGCUCGACAUUGGAUUAAGUAUAUCCCACUAUUUAAUAUCAAUGUGUAUGUCCGUUGUUUUAUUGCUUUUAUUGAUGUGUUCUAGCAGUUUGAUGACCACUUCCUUAUCAAAGAGUGAUUUCCAGCACUUUAUUGGUGUUAUGAAAACCACGAGCAGUCACAGUUUCCUGUGA
Messenger RNA from Angiostrongylus costaricensis, 2574 nucleotides. Lineage: Eukaryota; Metazoa; Nematoda; Chromadorea; Rhabditida; Metastrongylidae. The record is from the annotation of a GenBank genome assembly.